CAUGAGGUCAAGUAUGGCUCCGGAAGUGGGCAGCAGUCAGUGACAGGAGUUGAAGCUUCAGACGAUGCCAACAGUUACUGGCGGAUCCGUGGGAAGAGUGAUGGCAGUUGCCAGCGUGGUACACCGGUGAAAUGUGGGCAAGCAAUACGACUGACCCACGUUAACACAGGGAAAAACCUGCACACUCAUCACUUCCCAUCACCACUGUCCAAUAACCAAGAAGUAAGUGCCUUUGGUGAUGAUGGCGAAGGAGAUGACCUGGAUAUCUGGAUUGUACAGUGCAGUGGGACUUACUGGGAGCGGGAUGACGCUGUGCGCUUCAAGCACGUGGGGACCGAGGUGUUCCUGUCGAUAACAGGAGAACAGUACGGCCACCCCAUUAGAGGCCAGCGGGAAGUCCAUGGCAUGCCUGCUGCUAAUCAUCACAACUAUUGGAAAGCAAUGGAGGGAGUCUUCAUCAAACCCAGUAUGGACCCUGCAAAACAUGAUGAGCUCUGAAUUGACAGAGGAUCCAAAAAGCUUUAGCUGACUCCAGAGUUCAGAGAUGCUAAUCCUUGGUCUCUUUUAAGUCUCGCCUUGCCUGGGUGACUGACUUUCUGUGUUACUGAAGGGCAUUAGUUCAUUCUAGAAAUGCAGCACUUCUGUGGGGAAUGGCUUCUGCCAGGUUCAGCCACUGACAUUUAUUUAGUGAAAUCCUUUCUGAAUUUUCAAGCUUAUUGGUGGAACUAGUUCAUACAUCUGUUAGUUUUUGUUGUUGUUUGUUUGCUUGUUACUUUUUCUCAAAUUCGAAGGAAAUGGAAAAAUAGAAGUAAUACAUUACUGUAGUCCCAAGUACAAUAGAACUUUGUAUUUUGUAAUCUUUUUCCAACUAUAAUUAAAUAUUUGGAAACCGAUUUCUACUUCUUAGUGAAAGAAUGUCAUUGAUGAGGAGAUGGAUUGAGUCUAGAAAGGGAAAAAUGGUUCUCAAAAUGGUGUUUUUUGAAUGGCUUGAAGUCAGUUAUCAAGCCUUUGAGUAAACGAAAGUAUCCAUUUGAAAAUAGCUUCCAAUGUGCUUCCUGAGUUUCGUUCUGUACUGUAUUGGAAGAGUUGAAAAUAUUGUGUAUGUUGGAACAAGAAGAGAAAAUUUUAAUAUAUUUACUUUGUCCAAGAAGUUCAGAUGAUCUGGUAAUGGUGGUACUGCUAAUUGUCCGUUGGUAAGGCUGAUCUGCUCUAUGAACUGGUGCAGAAAGCUGCUUGUCUAAUUAAUAUUAGAAUUUUAUAAAAUUCCUUAUGCUGCGAAGGAACACUUGAAUUUGGCUUAUGUUGUACUUCAGUGUCACUCUGGAAGAUCAGUAUGACAAUUCAGAUGAAUAAAUAGUGUGGCAUAUACCCA
This is a messenger RNA of Manacus vitellinus (golden-collared manakin), 1372 nucleotides long. RefSeq names its product stromal cell derived factor 2 like 1 (gene SDF2L1). NCBI's taxonomy places the organism in Eukaryota, Metazoa, Chordata, Aves, Passeriformes, Pipridae. The annotation marks the transcript as partial. The transcript is spliced from 3 exons. The record is from RefSeq and is a predicted model, not a curated record.